Molecule: messenger RNA, 4117 nt
Organism: Cherax quadricarinatus
Lineage: Eukaryota; Metazoa; Arthropoda; Malacostraca; Decapoda; Parastacidae
Biological process (GO): positive regulation of apoptotic process; intracellular signal transduction; protein phosphorylation
Cellular component (GO): nucleus
Molecular function (GO): ATP binding; protein serine/threonine kinase activity
Source: RefSeq, a predicted model, not a curated record
UGCUGGAGGAGACCUUCAGACACUCCUGGACGAAGAUAUGGUACCAUAUGAACGUGAUGUCAUCAGCUUCACGCGACAGCUCCUUGAGGGACUCGUCUUUGUUCACGAUCUUAACCUCGUGCACCUGGAUAUUAAGCCACAAAACCUGGUGUUGAUGGGGGAAUUCCCAGACUGCGCCGUCAAGCUCUGUGACUUCGAGAUCUCGCGAGUGUUGACGCCAGGACGAGAAGUGAGGGAGAUCCUGGGCACCCCGGACUAUGUUGCCCCAGAAAUUCUGCUGUACGAACCCAUCACUAAGAAGACAGACAUGUGGUCAUUGGGCGUGCUGACCUACGUCCUCUUAACUGGGUUCUUGCCAUUUGGAGGCAACACCGACCAGGAGACCUUCCUGCAGAUCUCGCGGGGGGAGCUCGACUUUCCCGAGGAGCUGUUUGAGGACAUUUCUCCUGAGGCCAUCGACUUCAUCCAGCGCCUGCUAGUGAGGCAGCCAGAGCGCCGCAUGAGUGCUCAGGAAUGUCUAGGUCACCCAUGGAUGAAGAAGGAGAUGGACAGACCAGUCCGGCCAACAACCCUCAACCUGCCAGUCACCCCCGUGGUCAUCCCAACACCGGUCACUUCACCACCAGUAACACCCACUUCUAACACGGCUCCGUCAGAGAUCACCUCACCUACUAGAGAUAUUGGUCUUCCACCCUUACACCCCAACACUCCACUCAAACAAGCACCUCCGUUCCCAGAACCCAACUCCACCCUCAACUCACCCAUGACAUUCAUGUCUCCAGUUUCUCCAUCAGCCUUAAAUCGCCAAGAGUCUCGAACUUCAUCAAGACAUAACCUGGACCGCAUCAGGAGCAUGUCUAAAUCCCGUGAAGUCUUAUCAGAGAGGAUCCAGAUGUCUAAUUUGAAGAAAACAAUAUCUAAAUCCCGAGAGAGACUUUUCGAUGUUAAACUUGGUUUCUCUAAAUCCCGUGAGAGGCUUAUGGCUCUUCGAUCCUUCUCACAGUCGGUUGAAGUACUUUCUGCCCUUUCGCAACUCAAUCAAGAGAACUCAAGAUACCAGAGCUGCAAUAAUAUCUUCAUUCCUAUGUGUGCUCCCAGCGAUAAGGAGACAGACGUCUCUUGCAGAAUGUAUAAAAGUUUAGCUGCUAUUGACCAAUUAGAUGAAAUGAAUUACUCACGUAAACUUGGGUAUUUUGAAUCAAGAUUUUCCAAGGAUGACGAGGACUACAAUGAUCUUGUCACUAGACAUAACACCAACAUGAAUAGUGUCAUCACAGCCGAGGAUUCCUCGAAGACUGGAAGAUGUGGAGACACAGUGAACGAAGCUCGCCUUCGAGGUGGAGGUCGAGGUGGUCGUGGUAGUGACAUUUGUGACAAGCGCUGCCCUCGUCAUAACCACAGACAACCUGAAGCACAGCUUACACAGAAAAUUCCCAAGGUGAACAGGGCAGAGCGCAUGAAACGUGAGGCACAAAGAAGGCGGAAAGAGAAAAAAGAGAGAGAAAUCGAAGAUAGAGAGAAACAGAAGGGUAGUUUGGUUAGUGACCCUGAAAUAGUGUUGCGCACAAACAACAAAACAGCGCAAGAGAAAAACACUGAAGGAGCUUCGUCUCCUAAUGGUCGGCGAAGGUCAAUGUCGCACGUAGAGCAGCGUAUAGCUGAGCGACACGAGCGACAGCAAGAAAAAUUGGAGAAGCAGGAAAAGGGGGAGAGAAGACACAGUCUGAGCAGCAGAAGACGUGGUUCCGUAGACCUAGACAGAAGUCCAGUUAGUGAGAGAUUAAGACUUGGCAAGAACAACAAUCUGAGUGCAUCACAAGAUAAACUACGCAGUACGACACCAACUGGAAAGCGCAAGAAUAAGAAACUAUCCAGUGGGGGCAGUGAUGUCUCCCAAGCCUCCUCUCUGGAAAGUGUCGAUGGAAAUCUUGACAGUCCACGAUCACCAGCAAGGCCUAAGAGACCCACGACUUUGGAUCUUCCUGAAAUUAAAGUCUUUACAGACAGCAUGCUCCUCGUAUCGGAAAAAGGAGAUGUUAAUGAUAAUAUUGUUAAAGAGGAAAAUCCUGGAGAUAUUGACGAGGCUUAUGUUUCAUUAGAGGAGCCAAGCACAUACAGUAGAGGUCGAAGCAUUGAGAGUAAUACGUUCAGUGAGUCAAGCAGGACAAUGCCAGACACAGAACAAGAACAACUUAAAGAGGAAGUAUUGAAAUCACUGCAAAAUGCGCCGUUAAUACAGUCAAAUGAACCGGAGUUUGACAGUAGGAUAAUGAAUGCAUCAGAAAAGGAAGAUGAGCCAAAAAAUAAUGCGUUACAAAUUGCGUCAGAGCGAGGUCUUGGUGGCUCUGGAGAGUUAACCAUCAUCGAAGAAGAGGAAGAUGGCAUAUCUAACAUAAGAUCUGUACCUACUUAUGUAAGGUCGAUAUCAACCAGUAGCGACAUUGGCAGUAUGAUUAGUGAAGGCAGUGAAGGCUCUAUGGAUCGGGAUGAUUAUGGUUCUCGGAGUCCAAGCACAGACACCGAGCUCUCACCAGACUGGAAAGGUCGCUCCAGAUCGAUGGUUGUUCAUUCUGGAUCUCCAGGAUCAUCAAAGCACAGAGGGAGGUCCAGGUCCAGUUCCGUACACCUUGAACCCACUGAUAAUGGUCGGGCCAGACCCUGGGGAAGCUUAUGUGAUGGCGCUGUGGCCAGAGCCUUAGAGAAAUUUAACAUUAGGAAUGACGAUGCAACACCAGGGGGUAAAAGUACAAGAGUUAGACGUUCAUCAUCUCCUGCAAUGUCCCCGUCAGCAGAGAACGACUGUUCUGUUUUCCAUUGAACAUUGCUCCUCAAAAUCAUUUUCACUUCAUUAUAUUUCUUUCAUCUCAUGCCUUUUCACUCUCCAGGAAAUCACUAGUCCUCAUAUGCCCACCAAAUAUUGUAGAUACGAUUCUUUGUAGUUAUGUUCAUCGCAUUUAAUAACCCUAAUAUUCAGUAAUAAAAUUACUUACUAAAAUUUGAUGGGUAACUGUACAUAGCAGAAAACAUACAUGUGUAGGAUUACCAAGGCAUUAUUGCAACCAAACUUCCUGACGACAAAAACCUAUCACAUCGACGGGAUAUUUUUGUAUUACCAAAGCUAAUGAUCUUUGAAUACGUCGAUAUUGCUAGUCAUAUUCUUGCCUACAGUCAUCUUACCGAAGCUAACCAAGGCGAGUGCCAUUCUUAAAAUUUCUUUCGUUUCUUUUCUCCCAGUUCACCACUGUCAGCUACUCCUGCGGUCAGUGUCGUCAGCGCCAUAUUUUGGCACUGACAUAAUGAACUGUUUCUGAAGUACUGCUGGUAAUUCAACAUUUUACAACUUCUCAAGUUUUUACAUUUAAUUUACAGGAAAAACAUUUUUAGCGACCCUUGUUGCCGUAAGUCAACCGAAUAAGCUUCGGGCGUUCAGUAACUUAUGAGGCUUCAUAAUGUGUUAACAAUCUGUGUUUGCCUUCUUGUCCAUGGCAGAGGUACAGCUGACGCGGUGCUUGUAAUGAAACGGGUAUUAUUAUUCUCUUUACCAAACCGGUGCUAAACCCAACCUGACUUUACACCAAAUCCUUCCUGACCAGGGUCUCAAAACCUGCCUGACCUAGCUCCUAAGGCCAGCCUGACCCGAUUCCCGGUGCAUCUUGACAAUAUAAUUAACGAGUGUGAUCAGCCUGAUUCCGUCCUGAUUUAGCUUCCAAAGUGCAACUUCCGAAAGAGUUAGACCCCAUGUUAGUGCCUAACAUCACAAUGACAAAAAAUUCCUUUUUAAAUUCUAUACAUAAUGUCUUGCUUUCUUUAUUGGCAAAGAUACCAUCAAAAUUUAUCCAAUAAAUUUGUUUAUUUCUUUUCAGCAAUAAACGUAUUUAAAAAAAAUAGUAUAUUUAACAGCUACUACACUGUCUUUCGAGUAUAAUAAGGUUAUUAUAACAUUUGGAUGACAGUUGCUUAAUAACAUAGCAAAAUUAGCGAAAUUAUCUGUUUGAGUUGGAGUUUAGGAAUCGAGCAGUGACAGCGUAGAUACACUUGUAUGAGGCGACCUGACGAGGAACAUAGCCAAGUGUACUAGCUUGUUGUUCAUAUAUAUCAAUUAUUUCGAUCCAAUAAA